This is a messenger RNA of Centropristis striata (black sea bass), 777 nucleotides long. RefSeq lists its product as uncharacterized. The coding region runs from base 126 to 620 and encodes 164 amino acids. The record is from RefSeq and is a predicted model, not a curated record. NCBI's taxonomy places the organism in Eukaryota, Metazoa, Chordata, Actinopteri, Perciformes, Serranidae. The transcript has 4 exons. Gene Ontology annotation, molecular function: hexosyltransferase activity. Gene Ontology annotation, biological process: dolichol-linked oligosaccharide biosynthetic process.
GUGACGUCACCGGUCUGAAGAGGAAGUAGAUGUCAUGUUUAUGGACUGAGGAUGUGAGAGGAGGCUGCAAACUGUCUUAAAAAUACUUUAAAGCCCCGAAGACUGACAGUUUCAGUUGAGCAGCCAUGAAGACGGUGUUUGUAACUGUCGGCACCACGAGCUUUGAUGACCUCAUUGAAACCAUCACGUGUCCAGAGGCCGUUCAGGCUUUAAAGGCUCGUGGAUAUGAACAUUUGGUUCUUCAGGUUGGUAGAGGAGCUCUUCUUCCAGCUGCUGACAGCUGUCCACACAUUAGCCUGGAGGCAUAUCGAUACAAAGACUCUAUAGCUGAAGACAUGAAGCAGGCUGACCUCGUCAUCAGCCACGCAGGCGCAGGAAGUUGUUUGGAGGCACUCGGUGCUGGCAAACCUCUGCUGGUGGUGGUCAAUGACAAGCUGAUGAACAACCACCAGCUGGAGCUGGCCCGACAGCUGCACAUGGACUCCCACUUGUUGUACUGCACAUGCAGCACUCUUACAGAAACACUGAGGUCGAUGGAUCUCUCUGUUCUGCAGCCCUUUUUGCCCGGACAGCCCAAGACUUUUGCAAAUUUUCUCGACAAAGCCCUCGGUAUCCAGUGAAACUUUAAUUUUACUUCAGUAAGAUUUUUUUAGAAUAUCAUGCAUUGUCAGAAUAUGAUACUUGGUUGUUACAUUGUGAUUGUACAGCACACAACUGUUAAACAUUUGACUGUUUUCUAUUUUUUAUAUGCAAUAAUAAUAUAUGUGUAAUUACAAA